AUGGAUGGCCAGACCGUUCAUCCCACUAGCAGAUUUGACUGCGUUGCACUUUUCGAGUCUCCUUCGGGAAACUUAUUCACCUCCCACCAGCCCUUUUCUUCCAAUGAUAGCCCAGAGAAAUUAGUCAUUGACAUUUUGAAGACUCAUAAAGAGCACGUCGGUCGAUGGAAACGAGUCUUUUACCGUGGCAUUCUUCUGAAGAAGCCCGUUGUGUCGAUUGCCAAGAUAUCUAGGGCUACCUUGCAAACCAGCUCCAGAGGACAAGAACAAUUCUGGAUUCAGAGCAAAGUCUAUGAUGCAACCCUUACAUCGGCCAUACGGAAUCCUGCUGUCUUGCGCAAUGUUGACCUCGCUACUUUCUGUCACGAAUACAAGGAUGUGGUAGUCGACGCUGGUGGAUCAACUCCCCAGGCUGCCAUUCUUAUUCAUUUGGUGAAUGACCCGACUGCUUCCAAGGUAGUUGGUGCUAUGGGUUCAGUAAUCUCUAUUACCUUGGGGUUGGUUGGCGCUUUUGUCCUUUAG
Molecule: messenger RNA, 522 nt
Organism: Fusarium sp. VM40
Lineage: Eukaryota; Fungi; Ascomycota; Sordariomycetes; Hypocreales; Nectriaceae
Source: the annotation of a GenBank genome assembly